AUGACGGCCGUGAAAUCACCGUCACAUAUUAGCACAUUCUGUGACGACCUCGAUAGCUUCCAUGACGAGUGUGGAUGGGACACAAAAACAUUACGGAAGAUAAAGGCAGCACCCACUUCCCCUAUUCUCCUGGUCCUCUCCCCCAAUUCUCUCCACGCAUCAGAUCAAUCGGAGGCGUCCUCCGAUCCGUCCGCCCCAGCAAGUCGAACGGCGCUGCCCUCCCCAUCUGCAGGUUCCACCGCCGGCCUCGCCCGCGACCUUCUCCUCUGCGCCCCACCCCGCUCGAACGCCACUGCCCUCCUCGCCGGCGGGAUCGGAGCCGCCGGCCUCAGCCCCGACGUCUUCUUGUGCGGCACUUCCCUGUUCCCUCCGACGAGUGCUGGUCUGUCCGCAAUCACGAUAACGCCUGCACUCCGACUGAGUGGUAGUACAAUCAUGCCCGCAACUCCAGAGUAUGAGAGAAACAGGUUGGCAAGGAUUGAGAAGCGCAAGGCUGAGGAGGCAGGGCAUCUUGCAAACAUACGAAACAUAGCUAGUCAACUGAACAAAUGGUCAGAUGAAGAAAACAUGAAAAUCUGUGCGAAGAACAAGGAGAACCGAGAAGCUGUCAAGCAUCACCAAACAGCAGGCUCUAGGUCUUAUCCUUCUCAUUUCCACCAACUUAAAAACGACAAGUACAACAAUGAGGACCCUAGUCCCAUUGAGUUUUUCAAAGAGACCAAUACCAAUAGAAAGACGGGAUGCAUGAGCGCCGCUGCCCUUGAAGUUUAUAAUAACAUGGAAAAGAGAAGGAGUGAAGCACAACAAGAAGAUGAGCACCUGGUGUAUGGUACACAUAUUGUGGCUGAAGUUCUAAAGGAGCACAACUCCUCAAGCACCUUCCUUUCAACCAUGGGGUACCAAUCAAGAUCUGAGACGUUUAGGACAUCAGAUUCUGAAUAACGUAUUCGAGAGUUAGAAGAAAAGGUUGAACAACAUAAGAGAGAAGCAAUAGAGGCAAAUGCAAUGUACCGACAACAUUUAACCGAGAGAGGUCAAAUGCAAGAGGCUGCACUAGAAGAGAUGCAAAGGAAACAACAAGAAGAAUUAGCGGCAAUGAAGAAGAGCCAAGAAGAAAAGAAUAAAACAUAUGA
Molecule: messenger RNA, 1133 nt
Organism: Lolium rigidum
Lineage: Eukaryota; Viridiplantae; Streptophyta; Magnoliopsida; Poales; Poaceae
Exons: 6
Coding region: 1-942 (313 amino acids)
Source: RefSeq, a predicted model, not a curated record